Molecule: messenger RNA, 384 nt
Organism: Talaromyces rugulosus
Lineage: Eukaryota; Fungi; Ascomycota; Eurotiomycetes; Eurotiales; Trichocomaceae
Exons: 3
Coding region: 1-384 (127 amino acids)
Biological process (GO): intracellular protein transport
Cellular component (GO): Sec61 translocon complex
Source: RefSeq, a predicted model, not a curated record
AUGUCUUCUCCCCGCGCCUCUUCUCCUCUCGCUUCAGGCACCGAGUCUGGUCCUGACACCAAGUCGCCUGGCUCUGGCGCUGCUGCUGCCUCCGGAUCGGCUGGCAACCGCCCUUCAUCGCCCACUCCCCCCGGCGGUCCUCGCACAGCCCUUCGUCGUCGUGCGGCCGCAGACCACAAGGAAUCAUUGCGCAAUGCGCGACCGACGUCGACUCGCUCUGCCGGUGCCGGUGGCUCGUCGGGCACUAUGCUCAAGCUCUACACUGACGAGAGCCCCGGUCUCCGAGUAGACCCUGUGGUCGUUUUGGUUUUGAGCUUGGGUUUCAUCUUCUCGGUUGUUGGUCUGCACGUCAUUGCCAAGGUCACGCGCAAGUUCUCUGCAUAG